AUGGACGCCAGGACGCCCCGGCACCAAAGGCUGCUCCGCACCCCGCGCGGCCCACCGACGCCCCAUCAUCCCCGCCACCACCCCGGCACGCCCGGCCAAAACCCUAUCCGCUACGUCCCAGCCGCCGCCCCGAUCUCCCCGCGCUCCGCCGCCGCCGCGGCCGCCGCCGCCAUGGAGGACGACGCCAUCACCACGCUCAUGGACAUCGACGACUCCCCCCGCAGCGCCGCCGGCGCCGGCUUCCUCGACGAUGACGACGAGGGGGACCUCCUCCACUCCCACCGCAUGGGCGGCCGCGGGAACGAGGCGCGCGGCCCCCUCCCCUUCGCCGGCUUCUUCAACACCUUCGACGGCGCCGACUUCGACGACUCCGAUCUGGCCUGA
Molecule: messenger RNA, 384 nt
Organism: Triticum turgidum subsp. durum (durum wheat)
Lineage: Eukaryota; Viridiplantae; Streptophyta; Magnoliopsida; Poales; Poaceae
Source: the annotation of a GenBank genome assembly